This is a messenger RNA of Aplosporella prunicola CBS 121167, 1669 nucleotides long. RefSeq lists its product as uncharacterized. The transcript is spliced from 4 exons. The record is from RefSeq and is a predicted model, not a curated record. NCBI's taxonomy places the organism in Eukaryota, Fungi, Ascomycota, Dothideomycetes, Botryosphaeriales, Aplosporellaceae. The coding region runs from base 311 to 1534 and encodes 407 amino acids.
CCCAUAUUAUCUGCGCGCAGUCAAGCUGGCGACAAACGUCUGAGUUAAUCAGCAACACCAAACUGUUAAAGAGAGGUCAUUGAAGUCAACACGUCACACAAGCACCUUUGUGUAACCUCCGCUAAGCUUCCAGCGAUCUCUCGCCUAGAGCAGCUGUUAAGAGCGUCAACAGCCCGUGGCCGCUGGAAGGUUUACUCAUCUCAGCUGCCUAGUCACUGCCAGCAGCUCAGGCCCGUCACCUCUAUCGUUCAUCUUCACGUGCACUCAAGUGAGCGCGACGGCCAACUGCGUCUUCUCCAUCAGCUCAACCAUGGCCGCGCCUAUGCCCUCGGGCUCUUCCCUUCCUGACCAAGCUCAAGCUCCUCUGUCGCUUCCGUUGACUGCGCCGACCAACCCGUCUGACGAUAACGAUGGCAACGAAUCAGAAGAGCUUGAGUACCUCGACAUUCCGGGCCUCAUUCGCGUGUUCAAGGAGAUGACAAUGGGGAUUGUGAGGCAUCCCAGGCCCGAGUGGGCGAAAUAUCGGCUGCCGGUGGAGGAGUAUCACGAGCUGAAGCAAUGCAUCGAUGACAGUGACGUCUGGGGUUAUUUCAUGGACAAGGUUCGGUUUGACUACAGCAGUAACGACGAGGAACUUAUUCUCCGUAUGUUCCCGAAUGCUCUCCACGAACUCCUCCGCCACAAUCUUGAUCGCCGGAUACAGGCGAAGCUGGAUGAACUAAAGGCCAAACACCCUACGGAACUGGGCCCCGUUCUUGAAAAGGUGUGUUGCGAGUACAGGUCCAAUAUUUUUUGGACGACCGAUUCCAACACCGACGAGGAUAACCCAGACCAAAAGUCUCCAGACAGCCAAUUCCGGCAUCUAGAGGGCCAUUGGCCUUCCAUCGUUAUUGAGAUUUCCUAUGGCCAGAAGCUCCUUGACGUGCCCAAUAUUGCCCAUGACUAUAUCUACAACACGGGCGGCAAUAUUCGCACCGUGCUCGGCUUCGACCUUGAUUCCAGCCCUCUUACUCGGCGACAGUUUCGAGUAAUCAAGAAGGGGAAGGAGACCCACCCUUCUAAAAAGGCCCGCGCUGCCGUAUGGCGCGCAGUCGAAGUGACCGAUAAAGACUCUCGCGGCAAAGAGGAGACCUACCAACUUAUCAAAAGGGUCAAGAAUGAAGCCUUCCGCAGCGAAACCGGCCAGCACCUUCCUGGUAUCCUCACCCUCCCACUUACAGACUUCGUGUCCCAAGUCAUCUUGGAACUCGAUACCUUCCCCCAAGCAACGCGCACCCUCAUCGAGGCCACUACCAUCGAAAUCCCCUAUGAAUGUCUUUGCGCAGACCUUGAGGACGCAGAGGAGAUCCACAGAAUUAGGGAAUGCAGGGAGGGGUUGUGGAAGCCGUCGUCAAAAAUCAAGAUCCGGAGCCGAAAUCCGGUGAACAGGGAAGAGCAGUGGGAGAAGAUAAAGGCGGGGGAGAAAGAAGAAAGAGAGAAGAGAAUGGCGGCGAAGAUGGAGGCAGAGGACGAGGCUCAUCACAGUACUUCGUAGGUGGAGGGGCAAGAGGGAUUGUAGUUCUUUGAAGUCGACCUGGUUGAACCAGAACCAGGAGGCACAUGCAUGUAUUCUAGAUACCCAGGGCUCCAAAGCGCCUGGAGCGAGUAAUCUAAUUUGCGCAUCUCCUCC